AUGCUCACGUCGAGAAUUGCCUCCAUGAGGGGCUGUGCCAGAUGCGCUCAUUGGGCUACCCGGCCCAGGAAUUCGCUCUGGCUUAGAGACCCUCGGCGCUGGCAGUCGAGUAUUAGCGUUCUGGAACGCCGAACGGCUCCUCCCGACCUCCCACCGACAGAAUCACGGCCACACCAACCUCGUCCAAAGCCCCGAUUUCCAAAAUACCUGCCAACGUCCCCAAAUGCCGUCCUUGCGCUCCGGGUGAAGGGGAGGUCAUCCGCUCUAUCAUGGCACCAUUGGAAUCUCUUCAGGUCGACCGCCGGGUCUCAAAGCCUUCGGCUGCCGGUAGUGACACUUCAGGCGCUCAUCAGGAAAGACGAGGAACAAAUACAGACCAGUUUGGGCGAGUGUCUCGGCGAUGAGCAGGCCUGGAGGGCUCAGCUAAGCAGCCUAUCUUUCAAGGGAGUGACCCAAGAUGACAUUCGCCACUGGUCGUGGAUACUGGGAGCAGAAGACGGCGAUGCUCGCAUUGCUCGAUUCGUGUCAACACCUACUCCGAAACCGAUAUUUCUUCUUUUCCAGCUACUCAGGAAAGACGAGACGCUCCGACAAGGACCGUCCAUUACCUCUGUUCUGAACUAUGUUGCACGGCAUCAUGUUCGAACCCAACAUUUAGAGGCCGACAUGCAGUUGCCCUUCGGGGCCGUCCGCCGUUCGUUGGACCCGAAGAUCAACAUGACUCCGCAUCAUUUCGUGAUGCUGUUGAGGCUUCUUGUGCACCAUUGCCUACGAGUCUGGCCCUCCGCAAUUACAUCCAUCGCGCGCUUGGCAUCGUCAUAUAUCGAGGCGAUCCCUGCGCAGGGUUCCAGGCGGAAGAGCAGCUACGCGCAGCGAUGUUUCGUUUUCAACCACGCACUGCAGCUAUUUCAGAACACAUCGCCAUCGAGCCCUGUCUCACAGAUGCGGUACAACUGGCGAGCUCAAAAAACGCUCCUCUCCAUGUCCAUCUCCUCGCAGAGGCCUCUCAUCAUUGACCGAGCAAGCUACAGGGCUAUGCGGAGAGUCAUGAUCGGGCUUAAAAAGUCUGCCGGUGAAGCGAAGGUUGCAUCAAGAUUAGCCAAGACUUGGCCGCCCUAUCGACAAGAGUGGGAUGGUCUGGAUGAGAGGAGACGACUCCAGGAUGACCUCAGUCGUAGCGUCAAGGCCGGUAUGCUCAUGCACGAGACUGGCUAUGCUGACGAGGAAUGUGACCGUGCUCUCGCCGUUCUUGGUGGUGCCGUCCUGGACGAUUCACCCACCAUCCAAACAAGAUCGCUGGCACCCAAGCAAUGGGCCGGAUCAUUGGCGGCUCUGAACAUGUUUUCCACUUGGGCGGCUCGAGUCAAGGCCACCCGCAAUGCUCAUGAGGCGUGGAAUUUGUUUCAAAAGCCACCCCAAGCCGGUGUCAAGCCAAACUUCCAAGUCUAUGCGGAGAUGUUUGCGAAGCUCUACGCGACUGGCAUAAGUCAAGCUUCCUCCUUGCUCCCUGGAGACUCGAAGGAACUCUUCCCCGUCUACGACCAGAGCCUCAGCGAUUUUGAGCGGGCGAGGUUGACCCCACCAUCAGUGAAAGAUUUAUACCAUCAAAUGCUGCGUGAAGGGACACGCCCUGUCGGCCAGUGCUUGGCCAUCCUCGUACAGAACGCUCGCUCGGUCCCAAAGGCCUUGCAGUAUUUUCACGAUAGUGGCCUCGAUAAGGAGACAAUAUCAGCACUCGAGGUGCUUCCCACCCAGUCGCCUCUAAAACCAUCUGCCGAUACACUGAGGCGAAUAUCUCUGCCUGAAUUCAACGCAUACAUAUCUUUGCUAUGCAGGAUACAACCCAGAGCCAAUCUCGGGACUGGGCGAGAGCAUCACGCUCAUUGGGUCGGCGCUGUGCACCAUGCAAUCAAGCUUUGCGGUGUUCGACUGUCGCCUAUGACCCGGGACGGGCGCAGGUACAAAGCCCCCUGGCACACAAUCCUGCGUACUCUGGCGCAGCGAAACGUCAUUGUCACCAAUUCAGAAGCCAGAAACCGAGAGAUUGAGGCGAUCGAAUCCUUGUCAUUGUUCAUGAAGGUAUUCACUCCGGUCAGAGACAUGAUGGGCCUCGACCCUUCUCUCUUCGACAGUCUUUGCCAGGUGACCCAAAGAGUCUUGGAAUUCGAUGAGCCCAGGGGCGCAGGGGCAGCCAGUCACGGGACGGAGCGUAACAAUGAGACAGGAGCCUCGCACGAAACCAAGGUUGAUUGGGUCCAAAAAGCGCACAGUGCCCUAACCCGGAGUUUCCGCCAACUCACCGAAUGCUCCUCUAGUGGCCGGCGAGGCCAAGUCGAACUGAAGUUUUCGACCCUUUCGCAUGAAUUGAACGCUGCACAUCUCCACAAGUACGUACGGGUCAUGGCAGGUCUUGGCGAUACUGCUGAGAUAGCACAUGUCAUGCGGUGGAUUCUGCAGUCUUGGGACGAUGACACUGUGCUAGAGGACGCCAAAGACCCCAGCCACAAACAGCAUGCGAUCAUGACAGAGAUCAUGACCUUCUUCCGGACCCUGAGUAAGGAUCACAUGGCUCCCCACAUUUCGGGGGAGAUCAAGAGCAGAUUGUUGCAGCUGCAGCAGGAGAGGGGGUGCACUUGGCUCUGGCCAAGUGAUGAGGAUGUGGAAGACUACAUGAGUCACAACUUCGAACCAGAUAGAUGCGAGGACAGAGACGAAGACGAGGAAGACGACGAGAAAUGUCUCUGA
Thyridium curvatum is the source of this 2745-nucleotide messenger RNA. RefSeq lists its product as uncharacterized. The record is from RefSeq and is a predicted model, not a curated record. The transcript is spliced from 3 exons. The coding region runs from base 1 to 2745 and encodes 914 amino acids. Lineage: Eukaryota; Fungi; Ascomycota; Sordariomycetes; Thyridiales; Thyridiaceae.